This is a messenger RNA of Platichthys flesus (European flounder), 4900 nucleotides long. RefSeq names its product jumonji and AT-rich interaction domain containing 2b (gene jarid2b). The transcript has 18 exons. Bases 547 to 4884 code for a protein of 1445 amino acids. Gene Ontology annotation, molecular function: histone demethylase activity; DNA binding. The record is from RefSeq and is a predicted model, not a curated record. Gene Ontology annotation, cellular component: nucleus. Gene Ontology annotation, biological process: chromatin remodeling. NCBI's taxonomy places the organism in Eukaryota, Metazoa, Chordata, Actinopteri, Pleuronectiformes, Pleuronectidae.
CUCACUCCCGUCGACCGCAGGCUCCAGCCUCAGAAAGAGAAAAGCCCGGAGAGAAAGAAAGGAAGGCGAAAGGACGCGAGCUUUUUUAUUUUUUAACAUUUUUAUUUAUUCGUUUCUCGUCGCAAGAUGUAACUUGUUGACAUCACGUCGCGCACAUACAUGCAUUUGAAAAGAGCCGGGAGCGAGUGCGCAGCGACGAGGGGAAGAAGAAGAAGAAGAAGCCGCCGACCGAGCCGCUGCUGCCCCGGCGCAUGGAACUUAUUGUUGUGCGUCCUGCGUUUGACUAUGUUACCCGCGAGUGAGUUCGGGUCCCUGCUCGCCGUCGUCGACCCUUGAAUCGGUAUCUUGUUUUUUUUUGUGGGGGAAUAUAGUCGAAGGAGAGAAAGACGCCGAGGGAAGGAUCGCGCGAAGCCAGCGAUCUUUUUUUCCUUCCUACAGAGCCGGGGAUUUAAAUCGUCGCUUGUGGCUGCUGGUGCUCCGGGAGAGAGAGAAGGAAAAGACAUUCAUGUGGCCAUUCUCUGUUUAUUUGAAACUCCUGGGGAUUGCAUGAUGAGCAAGGAAAGACCCAAGAGGAAUAUCAUUCAAAAGAAAUACGAUGACAGUGACGGGAUCCCAUGGUCGGAGGAGCGGAUGAUGCGAAAGGUGCUUUACCUUUCCCUAAAGGAGUUUAGGAGUGCACAGAAAAGGCAGCUGGAUGGCGAUGGAACCACAAACUCCAACGGUUCCCUCGCCAAUGGGCAGCUGAACGGAUCGGGAUCAAAGGGCAGCCACAAAGAAGAUGGGUCCUUGCGCUCUCAGGGCCAGGACGGGAGGCGAGAGUACGGCGAGGGCGGUCCUCCGAAGAAGAGACCUCGGCUCCAGGCCCAGCGGAAGUUCGCCCAGUCGCAGCCCAACUCCCCGAGCACGACGCCCGUCAAGGUGGCCGAGCCGGUCAGCCUGAGCGCCGUCCUGCCCGCGGUGCCCUCCUCCUCCUCCUCCUCCUCGUCCCUCCCGCUGCUCACGUCCUCGUCCCUGCCCUCCAUUCACGACCUGUCCCGGCGCAAGCCCAAGACAGAGGACUUCCUCACCUUCCUCUGCCUCAGAGGUUCAGCGGCCCUGCCCAACAACAUGGCCUACUUCGGAAGCUCCCAGGAGGAGAACGACCUGGAGGAAGAGGAGGAGGAAUUGGAGGAGGAGGUGAGGAAUGGCAGUGGUAUCCACUCUCACAGCGGCGGCGGAAGCAGCAGCCUAGCCUCGGCCUCCUCGUCCUGCCACUCAACACCACGCAAGGGCAAGUUCCCCACUAGGCAGCCGCUCAAUGGGCAUGUGUUCAACGGCCACAGUAAAGCAGGGACCAGGGAGAGUCCGAGGCCCAAGGCGGGAACCUACGGCAGGGACGUGCCUACCCCGCCGCUUCCCCCCCCUCCACCCCCGCCUCCGCCCCUACUGAGGGAGCGCAGCGAGCGGGCGGAGGCACGGGAGCACACCAGGGAGCUGCAGGCCAAGGCCAGCAGUCGAGGCUUGGCCAACGGGCUGCCAUCGAGGAGAGCUGCUGAGGAGCUGCGCAAGCAGGUCUCUAAAGUGAACGGGCUGACGCGGGCGGGCUCCGCACAAGGUGUCGGCGGUGCCAGAAAGAGCCGCGACUUCCGGCUGCCGUCCAAAACUGUGAAGAAGUACACAGCCACCGUGUCCAAGGGCCACGUCACUUACACCAAAGCCAAACAGAAAGAACUGGGCAAGAAAACCAAACUCAGCAGCAGCAACAAACACAACAGCGCCGCCUCGGCACCGUCGUCAGCGAACAAUCACAAUCAGCACAGCCAGUCAGCAGCCAGCAACGGGCUGGCCAACUCAGGAAAAGCAGCGGCGCCAGCCCACCACAGCAAUGCAAAAACCCGCAAACAGGUGCUACUAUCCAAUGGGCUGCACAGCGCGGCAGCCGGCAUCCGCCUCAACGGGAGGCUUAAUGGUCUGCGGCACAACAAGGAGGACGAGCAGAGGCAGUUCCAGCAGAGCAACGGGGAGUGCACAGGACGAGACGGACUGCGUAACUCCAAGCGGCGUCUGGAGGUGGUGCUCAACUCAGUGGGGACAAGUGUUGUAGAGCAGAAAGCCAAAACCACUGGCACUGAGGCCAAGAAGGCCAAACUCCAGCCGGCUCCUCUGGAGACGCGCAGCAGCAGCAAGAAGGUGGCACAUCACGAGAAGGCCGCCGCGCAAGCUACCGCCCUUACCACUCCACUUUCUAAUGGACAUGAAUCCGAAAUGCCCCCUUCUCCCAAACAAGUUACCCCACCUCCGACUCCCCCCCCUCCUUCUACACCAGCAGCCCAUACAGAGCCGGUGAACCAGCGACCCAAGCGGGCAUCGGCCGGCAAGCUGAUGUUGAUACGACAAGCACAGCAGCAGAGCAGGUCUUACGGUCGCAGCUUCUCCUCAUCGUCCCCCACAGCCGGCCAGAAUCAACCACAGAACCCCAGUCGUGCCAGCACUACCUCAGACCCCCAGCAAACCUCUGUGUCCGCCUCCUCCACCACCGCCUCUCUGCUUACAACCACCAACAGCCCCGGACAGCUCAAGCCAGCAGCGGUGCGUCCCGCUGAGCGCGACAAGGACUGGGAAUGCGAGAAAGAGAUGUCGCGCCAGAAAGAACACGAGCAGGAGAAAGAGUGGGAGCGCCAGAGGAGCAGGCCCGAGGGCUGGGCGGCGCUCGGCGAAGUCCCCAUCUUCCGGCCAGCGCCACGGGAGUUCCAGGACCCCCUGGUGUACUUGGACGCGGUGAGGGAACAGGCCGAGGGAACUGGCAUGUGCCGCGUGGUGCCGCCCGCAGACUGGCGGCCCGAGUGCAAGCUGAGCGAGGAGAUGCGUUUUGUUACACAGGUGCAGAGGGUCCAUAUGCUGGGCCGGCGCUGGGGCCCCAACGUGCAGCGUCUGGCCUGCAUCCGCAAGCACCUCAAAUCUCAGGGCAUUACCAUGGACGAGCCACCGGUCAUUGGUGGCUGUGAAGUGGACCUGUCACGUUUUUUCCAGCUCAUCAACGACAUGGGCGGCAUGCAGCAGGUGAUGGACCUGAAGAAGUGGACCAAGCUGGCCGACCUCCUGCGCAUCCCUAAGUCAGCGCAGGACCGGCUGGCCAAGCUGCAGGAGGCGUACCUCCAGUACAUCCUCUCCUAUGACUCGCUCAGCCCCGACGAGCGCCUCCAGCUGCAGCUCGAGGUGCUGCAGGAGAAGAAGAAGCUGGAGGGGCGCCGGGGGCCUCUGGAGGGUCAUUUGGACUCCACAGCACCUAGUGCCCUGGUCCUGCCGCGCUACGAGCCCAAGAACGGGCUAGCGGGUGGGAUUGUGGGAGGCCCCACGGGGAACCAGCGCACCAAUGGAGUGUAUCACCAUCUGAAGGAGCUGGAGGCUCAGGUCAAAGCGGGCCGGCGCCGGCUCUUCGCUCAGGAAAAACAAGGCAAAGAGGACAAGCAGCAUGGAGAGGAGCAGCCGCGGGAGGAGGAGGACAGGGGCGUCCUCAGUGACCAGCACAAAUGUAUUUACAAGGGGAAAUCGGUGUCUUUGACGAACUUCUUCAGGAUAGCCCGGAACACCAUGACCAUGUGCUUUAACAAGGAGCCGGGCGCUGCGGAGGUCGAGCAAGAGUACUGGAGCAUUGUGGAGCAUAGAGACAGCCACGUGGCAGUGCAUUGUGGGAAGGUGGACACCAGUACACACGGCAGUGGUUUCCCCACAGGAAAGUCAGAGCCAUUUUCAAAACAUGGAUGGAACCUCACUGUCCUCCCCAAUAACUCUGGAUCCAUUCUGAGGCAUCUGGGAGCUGUGCCUGGGGUGACGAUUCCCUGGCUAAACAUUGGCAUGGUAUUUUCUACCUCAUGCUGGUCUCGAGACCAAAAUCGCCUUCCAUUUAUCGAUUAUUUACACACUGGUGCUGAUUGCAUUUGGUAUUCUGUCCCUGCUGAGGAGAAGGCUAAGCUGGACAAGGUGGUCCAUACACUGCUUCAGGCCAAUGGUACCCCAGGACUAGAGAUGUUGGAAAAGAACAUCAUGAUCUCUCCAGAGGUGCUGUGCCGUGAAGGAAUCAAGGUUCACCGCACGGUCCAGCGGAGCGGCCAGUUUGUGGUCUGCUUCCCCGGGGCCUUCGUCUCUAAGGUGUGCUGUGGCUACAGCGUGUCGGAGACCGUGCACUUUGCCACGCCACACUGGAUGAACCUGGGUUACCAGGCUGCAAAGGACCUGAAAUGUCGUCGCAUAGCUAAACCCUUCUCCAUGGAGAAGCUACUGUACCAGAUCGCCACGGCCGAGUCCAAGAGGGACAACGGCCUCCUCCUCUCCACCAUCUCCUCCCUACUCAAAGAUCUCAGGAACAUAGAGAUGCACCAACGGCAGGAACUUUACAAGGCGGGUCUGGUCUCCUCUGCUCGCUACGGCACGCACGACGGCAGCCUGGGGCCGGUCGAGGGCCGGAAGAAGCCCCGCGGGAAGUGGCUGGCACUGGAGUCUUCAGAGAGACGCUGCCAGAUCUGUCAGCAUCUCUGCUACUUGUCCAUGGUGGUUCAGGAGACGGAAAACGUGGUGUUCUGUCUGGAGUGUGCGCUGCGCUAUGUGGAGAAGCACAAGUCCUGCAGAGGCCUGAAGAUGAUGUACCGAUACGACGAGGAGCAAAUCAACAGUUUGGUGAACCAGGUGUGCGGCCGAGCCCUGUUAAAAAAUGGCAGAGGCGUCGGUGCGGCAGUCGUGGUCAGCGGAGGUGGAGGAGGAGGUGGAGGAGGAGGGGAACCCUGUCUCGGCUUGAGCCCCGCCAAACCAUCACCGGCCAAGCGGGGCCCCCGGAAGCGUGCCACUGUGGAGGUGUCCCUGUCACGUCUGUCCUCCAGCCACAUCCCCAAGGCUGCAGCCGUGUCCUGAGCCCCCCCCCCCCCCC